AAAUGCAAAAUUAAUCAUAUAUCUUUUUAAUAACUGUCCAGUCUUCUUACUCUAUUCCCUACCAAUUAAUAAAUAAAUCUUCUAUUACAUAUAUAUAUCUCAAUAUGGAUUCAAAAGUUAGCAGCAGCUUACAAAAAUUACUUUCGUAUGAAGAUUUUGAACCUCUAUGCAAAUGGAAACGAGAGGACACUCAAGACACACUAGUGAUCCAUCUCCCAGAUUUCAAGAAGGAUCAACUACGAAUCCAAAUAAGCAAUACCGGGUUAUUAAAGAUCACUGGAGAGAACGUUGAUCAAGAAGGUAAAAAAAAGAGUCGUUUCCAAAAAGAACUCAAGCUUGCAAAGGAAUAUGACUCAACAAAAAUUCAUGCCAAAUUCUCUCAAGGCUGCCUUCGCGUUACUCUGCCUAAGAAAGUCGUAACACCUCCUAUCGUAGAAUCGCCCAUGCCUCAAGAUGAUGUAAGAAAGGAUGUCGUUGAUGCCAUUAAUACAACACCCGAAAAACUUGCCACUUUGAAUGCCACAACAGGAGGAGUAGGUGAUCAAGUGUUGAAGUCGAAACUAUUUACUCAAGUCAUGGUGAACGUUGGGUUUGCAUUGGUUGCGGCUUUUAGUGUUUAUACUGCUUAUAAAUAUUGGACUUCUUAUGUCAAAGUUGAUGAGGAUUGAUUCUUCAUAUAAAGUCCAAUGUCUCAAGUUUAACUAAAUGUAUUUAAUUUGCUUAUGUAACGAAUUAUAUAUUGCAUAUAUGGAAAAGAUGAUGAACUACUUGAAUUGA
Erigeron canadensis is the source of this 777-nucleotide messenger RNA. Its product is annotated as 22.0 kDa heat shock protein. The coding region runs from base 105 to 668 and encodes 187 amino acids. The record is from RefSeq and is a predicted model, not a curated record. Lineage: Eukaryota; Viridiplantae; Streptophyta; Magnoliopsida; Asterales; Asteraceae. The transcript is spliced from 2 exons.